UAAGACAUUAAGAAGAUGUUAAUAAUGAAGUAAGUGACUGGAUAUAUGUUGGUAAGAGUGUAGGAGAACAGUGGUGGGACUGUCUUUUGUAGUGAAUGGCAGUAACAACCACUAGCAAGUAGAUAUUCACUAAAAUACAUGCAUGGACAGACUGAAGACUCUCAGGGAUAAAGACACAAAAUAGCCUGUUAGAGAGAUAUAUAUGUGAUGCUUGGGCUGGCCCCGGACUCGCCUAGCCGUCUCGUAUAUGCGUUAUGCGUAGACCGUGAAUGAUGGCCUCCAACCGCCUAACUACGUCACAUUCUCGACAUUUACCAACACGACCAUCAGCAUCACCACCUGAUACCACACUCAACAUCCAGCCAUCAUAUGUAUAGAAACACAGGAAGACGCAGUGUUUGACUCCGCGAGGCUCAGACGGCAGCUCACCGGCCGAGACAGCCAGCCAAACGCCCUGUGGGACCCAGGAGGCAGCUCGGAAGGUCGCCGGCUGUAUUAUCAAUCGCCUCGACGUCGCCUUGAUUCCGUCAGCUACACUCUACCAGGCCGAUUUCAGCUGUUCAAACAUACUUAUUACAGUUCGGAUACCCGGAAGACGAAUUGCAUAUAUACCAGCAGAUAGCCUCCACACAUACCAGCUAACCAGACACCAAUAUCAAUUACCACUCCCCUACUGCCAGUAUCAUAUAGUAUCAUAUACCCAUACUACCAACAUGCCCAGUCUAAAGAAAGAGUACCCCUGGAUCCAGGAACCACUUAUAAUAUGUCCUCCCAUGCUCCCCGUCGCAACAGGCGAGCUGGCCGCGGCCGUCUCAGCCGCAGGCGGAAUCGGCUUCAUCGGACUCGGCAACAACAUCGACAAACUUGACGCCCAGCUCUCCCUGGCCGCCCACCACCUGCAAACAACACACGCCCAAACCAGCCUACAAACAACCAACGCUGCAAUCCUACCUGUUGGAGUCGGCUUUUUAAACUGGGGCGUCAAACUCGAAGACGCACUGCCCUCUAUCAAAAAGCAUGUUCCAGCAGCUAUUUGGCUAUUCGGCGCUGCACGAGAGACCAUGACAGCUCUCUACGGGGAGUGGAUUGCUCGCGUCCACACUGAGACGAACGGACUCACCAAGGUCUGGGUACAAGUUGGAUCUGUAGCAGACGCAUUGAGCAUAAUGGACGUUUCUGACGCGCAUCGGCCGGACGUGCUUGUUCUGCAGGGCUCGGAUGCAGGUGGUCACGGCCUGAAGAAGGGAGCAGGCAUAAUUACGCUUCUGCCCGAGGUCCAUGAUGCGUUGGCCGAGAAUAACAUUUCUAUUCCCCUGGUUGGAGCAGGUGGCAUUGCGGAUGGUCGCGGCGUGGCUGCUGCAUUGUGUCUGGGUGCCGAUGGUGUGGCGAUGGGCACGCGGUUCCUGGCCUGUAAGCAGACGGAUAUCAUGAAGGGGUAUCAGGAUGAAUUGAUCCGGGCAAAGGACGGGGGCCAGACAACUGUUCGCACAACCAUAUAUGAUCGGCUCAGGGGCUACUUGGACUGGCCGGAGGAGUACGAUGGACGCGGGAUGGUGAAUCAGAGCUACGUGGAUGAGCAGGCGGGCAUGCCUGACGAGGAGAAUAGGCGGCUGUAUGAAGUCGAGAAGACCAAGGGAGAUGCAGGAUGGGGGGUUAAGGGCAGGAUGACCUCGUAUGCUGGGACGGGGAUAGGGUUGGUCAAGGCGGUGAUGACGGCGGAGGAGAUAGUGCGUCAGACCCGAGAUGAGGCCAGGAAAGUGCUUAAACUAGAUGUCUGACCGGUUGGGAUUGGUAAUUGCUAUGCUUCUUAUCACGCUCUCUCUCUCUCGAUGGGUUAUGCUAUUUUCCCAUGCAUGGUCAGUCAGAGUAUAUAACCUUUUUUAUAUAAAACAGCUACUUUACAAUAUUACUUAAAGAAAAAGGACAGGUAAAUAUACUUAAGAAAG
Messenger RNA from Trichophyton rubrum CBS 118892, 1946 nucleotides. RefSeq lists its product as uncharacterized. The record is from RefSeq and is a predicted model, not a curated record. Gene Ontology annotation, molecular function: nitronate monooxygenase activity. Lineage: Eukaryota; Fungi; Ascomycota; Eurotiomycetes; Onygenales; Arthrodermataceae. Bases 714 to 1778 code for a protein of 354 amino acids. The transcript has a single exon.